Suillus subalutaceus is the source of this 1566-nucleotide messenger RNA. RefSeq lists its product as uncharacterized. Bases 1 to 1566 code for a protein of 521 amino acids. NCBI's taxonomy places the organism in Eukaryota, Fungi, Basidiomycota, Agaricomycetes, Boletales, Suillaceae. The record is from RefSeq and is a predicted model, not a curated record. The transcript is spliced from 7 exons.
AUGUCCCCUGGAACCCUACUCUGUCAGUUGUGCAAGAAGCUGAAGAAGGAAGGGCUCACAGAUGACGAAGUUGCACAUCUCAAGGGGACACUGAAACAGUGUUUUCAGUGUGGUAUCUGUGGAAUGAACAUAAGCGACCCAUGUGGAACGUGCAAGCGCAAAGGUUGGUGCAACAUCUCUACAUUGUGUAUCACCAGCAGUGAACUUACUCCUGUGAUGGUUAAACUUGCAGCACAUGACGAAAAUGGAAUCUCUGACCGAGAGGCUAUUUCUUCCCAGGCUCGUCGAUGCAAUGCAAUUGAAGGACGCCUGCAUCGACCACUCAGUCCAUCAACACCCAAGUCAAAGCUGAGCAAUUUGCAAGAGAACAAUGGAAAACCGGGUAGUGUUACCAUCUAUGUCGAGUGCUGCUUGAGUCACAAGCCUGGCUCUGUUGACCGUACUCUUGGCACAUAUUGUGCACCCUAUGCUGAGACAAUGACAUUCAUAGCCGAUGAGAAUGCCAUUUUGACAUCAUCAUUCCAGCAUGAUGCUGUAACUGGACAUCCUGCUUCAGUAUCUGUUUCCGACAAAAUAACAUUCCAACGAACCAUUUGUACGAUUGAUCAGGAUGGUAAUUACAUGCUCACUGAGCAGGGCACUACAGAGCAAGGCUUUCUCGCACGCAACACGCUGUUUCUCUCUGCAGCUGACCGUGGCAAGACCAAAGAUGUAUCUUUGUUGAUCAUCAAAAAUCAGGAAUAUGUGGCAAAGAAACUCUUUGAUGUGGGAAAAGGUCGCGGACAGCUCGCAAUACAGGAUGCCUGCCAAUUUCUCACCGCUGAUCUGAUCUGGCCCAAAAGGAAGGCAUCGACACUGCAGGUUUCUGAUGGCUUUAUUAUCAAGACCUACUCCGAUGCAGGCCAAGUUGUCAAUGUCGAAGUGGAGCUUCAGACUCCAAUUAGCGAAAAUAUCAUCCCUACACAUCAGCCAACUUCAAUUUAUCUAGUUGAGCCUCGCCGGGUUUCUUCUGCUGUUCUCACAUAUUUCGAGACUCUUGGAGUGCGCAACUGCACUGAUAAACAGUCCGCAACCAUCAUGGCUUUUAGCCAUUUGUCUUGGAGAGUUCUGCAUGCUGAGCUGUCUAUGGAUCAAUGGAAUGCACAAUCGCCUCACAGGAUCCACUACGGUGUUCUGGAACUGACAAAGUAUGGUGUAGGAGAUAAGGCUGAGCAGUGUUUGCGGGUUCCUGUUGUGAAGGACCAUUGGCUUCUUGGCUAUGUGCCUCUCCCCACCAGAUAUAGCUCGUCAUGGGUGUAUCUUUGCUAUUGUGUUGAGUACUGGCUCGCCAUAUGGAAAUGUCGGGAUGUUGAGUCAAAGAAGAAGCAGAGGAUGACAAAGAAGACAAAUAUAAAAGCCCAGGAGGAGAGAAAGGGUCUGAUUGACAUCGCUCGCAGGAAUGCAUCUGCACGUUUCCUUCAAGCUAUGGUUGCCAGAAGAACCGUUUUGGAAGAGUGCAUGGAUAAUGGUGUGAAUGAAGAGGAAGAGGCAUUGGCAAUGAGAGUUGAUGUUGCCUCCAUGGAUUGA